AUGAAUCAAUUAAGAAAAGUAGAUUUGUUUCAAGAAAAUAGUAAUAGCAACACAAUAUUUUCAAAUUAUGAUAAUGAAUUAAAUUCAUUGAAUGAAAAAAGUUAUGUAAAUAAUAACAACAAUUCCAAUAUAAUACCAUUAAAAAAGUAUUCGAAUAGUGAUGUAUAUAUCUUACCUUUUACAAAAGAAAAUGGAAAUGAUUUUUUGAAAAUAAGCAAUAAUUAUUCAAAAGAAGGUAGAGAACUUGAAAAUAAUAAUAAUAAUGAAUAUAUGCUUAAUUAUUUAAAUGCUUAUAUAAAUAAGAAUAUAAAAAAUAAAAUUAGUGAUAAUGCAUCUAAUAAUGCAUUAGGAAUAAUAGAUAAAAAUAACGAUAUUAAUUAUAAUUUUAUAUCAAAUCAGUUAAAGGAAAGUAAAGCAAUUAUUGAAACGAAAAAUUCAAUGUAUAAAUUAUCUUCAAAUGGUAACCAAAAAAAUAGCAAUAACUUUAGCUCAGGUAUAAAUGAAUUGAUACAUAAAAACACCUUACUUAAUAAUAAAAAUAUUCCUAAUAACAUUUUAAAUGAAAUAAUUCCUGGGGAAAAUGUAAUAAAUAAUAUACAAAGAAUUAAUUAUAUUAAUAAUUUUUAUAAUAUGAAUGGCUCAGAUAAUGUAAAUAAUAUAAAAAAUGAUAUAAACGAAAUGAAAAAUAUAAAGAAUAAUAAAGAGAUUUCUAAUAAAUUUAAUAGUAAUUUAAUUUCCAAAUAUGGUAAUAAUUUAAAUUUAAAAAGUAGUAUAAAUAUUCUAAAUCAGGAAAAUGAUAAUAAAGUUUAUAAUAAUGAUUCUAUAUAUGAAUCUACAUUUGAUAAUGACCUUAGUGAAAACCAAAUAAUAAAUGAUAAUGUAAAUGCAAAUGAUAAUAAAUUAUCAUUUAAAACUCAUAAUAAUAAGGUAAAGGAUAAGAGCGAUUCUACAAAAAUAUCUUAUUCUCAAUAUGUAAACUUACCAUGCACUCCAAGAGUUAACAAUAUUGAAUCUAUUUUAAAUUUUAAUCAAAUUAAUUCCCAUCAUUCUGAUAAAAAAAGUUAUAUUAGAAAACAAUCUAAUAUAUCAUCUGGGAUUCCUCAAGAAGAAUUUCUAAGAGCACAAGAAAAAGAAAAUUAUAAAAAUUUUCUUAAUGUCAUAAAUAAAAGAAUGGAGAAUAUUAUGAAGGAUAAAAAUAUUAUUCAAGUUGAAAAUCAUUACAAACCAAAUACUCAACCAAAAAAUAUCAAAAUGCAUGAUAAAAUAAAUGAUAUAAAUAAUAAUAAUAAUAAUAAUAAAUUAAUUAAUUUGUAUAAUUAUAAUAGUUAUUUAAAAAAUAUGAAAUUAAAUAUGAAUGAAAAUAAAAGUGCAAAUAUGUAUAUAAAUAAUCAAAAUAUUUUUAAUGAAUUAAAUGAAAGUUAUAAAAAUUCUUAUUUAAAAAAAAUCUAUUUUAAAUUACCCUUCGGAUCUAUACAUGAUAAAAAUACAUUUGUGCAUGACUCAUUAAAAGUAUCUAAAUGUUACUCACCCUCUUUUCAAUAUUCACAUAAUGAUGAAAUGAAUAAUGACGUUAACAAUACUAGUAAAAACAUUGAUUUUUUAAAUAACUUUGCUGUAUCAGAUAAUCGAUCUAAUAAUAAUAAUAACAGCAGUAAUAUAGAUAAAAUUAAUAAUAUAAAUAACAUAACUAUUCUCAAUUCAUUAAAUAAUGCAAAUGAUAUAAAUAGUACAAAUAAUGUUGAGGAUAAUAUAAGUGUCAAGCAAAUAACUAAUGCUAACAUUAAUAACAGUCAUCAUUUAAUAAUAAAAAAGAAAAAAAUAAGUAGUAAUUUAAAUGAAAGUGAAGGUAAAGAUUUUUCAUUUGAAAAAAAAGCUAGCAAUAAUAAUACAUUUAAUAAAAAUGAUUUUUAUCUAAAUCAAAUAAAUACUUAUAAUGAGAAUAAUGAAUUUUACAUCAGUGAGAAUACUAAUAAAGAAACAAUAAAUGAUGAUAAUUCUUUUUUACAUAGUGAUAGUAAUGUACAACUUAGAGAAGCAUCUUAUAAAAAUGAAAAAGGGCAAAAUAUAAAAGAUGGAAAUAUAGAAGAAAAUAAUGUGCAUUUUUAUAAUGAAAAUUAUACUAAUUUAAAAAGUAAUGAUAUUAUAAAUAAAAGUGAGAAGAACUAUAAUGAGGAAGAAAUAAAUAACUUAGGUAACUUUGAUAAUUUAAUCAAUAUAAAUCAUAAUAAUAGUAAUGUUAUGGAAAAUCAGAUGAGUUUAAAUAAUAAUUUAAAUAAUAAUAUUAAUAAUAUAAAUACAAAUUAUAAUACUAGUGUUACUAAUAAUUAUAAUAUAAAUAAUAGUUUUAUGCACAUUCCUAAUAAUUUUAUUAAUAAAAAUAGUAAUAAUGAUUUUAUAAAUACAAGUGAUAAUUUUAUUACUAUAAACAACAAUAUAAAUAGAGACUUUAAUAAAAUAAAUGAUAAUACUAUAAAUAGAAUUGAUAAUAAUAAUAAUAAUAUGAAUUAUAAUAAGCAAAUUAUAAAUAUACAAAAUGAAAAAAAAAUAAACGAACAAACACAAAUAGAUACAUUAAAUAAUGGUAUGAAUAAUUUAUCUUUAGAUAUAAACUUCAAUAAUAUGGAAUAUGAAAAAAUGAAUAAUUCAAAUAGUGAGGCUAUUUUUUAUGAAAACAUUUCAUAUGUAAAUGAAAAGGAUAAUAAUGAUAUUAAUAAUACUAUUAAUAAUAUCAACACUAAUAUUAAUAGCAAUAUUAGUAAUAUUAAUAAUAAUAAUGAAAUGGAUAUUAAAAGUGAGGAAUGUAACAAUGAAGAUGAUAAUAAUGAGAUAAAAAAAAAUGAGAAUUAUGAAUUACAUAUUAAUAUAGAUGAAAAAGGAAAAUUUUCAAAUUAUUUUAAUCCUGAAAUAAAUAAUGAGAAUGUGAGUUCAUUAGAAAAUAACAUCAAUUAUAAUAAAAAAAUAAAUAAUAUCUCAGAUAAUAAGUUAAAUGAUUUGAAUUAUAGUAUAAGCAAUAGUUGUUUAAAAAAUAGUUUGAUAAAUGUAAAUAGUGCCAUUAAUGAUAAUAUAUCUUAUGAUAACAAUAAUGAUGAUGAAUGUAUACUGAAUAAUAAUUUUACUAAUACUAAUUUUUCGUUCUCCAUGGAUCAUUUAGAUAACUCAAAAAGUAAUAUAGAUAAUGUAAAUAAUAUAAGCAAUGUGAAUAAUAGAUUAAGUAAUAAUUUGGAUAAUUUAAAUAAUAUAAAAAAUAAUAACAUUAAUAGUAUAGAGAAAAAUCUUAGUAAUAAUAACAUAAAUAAUUAUAAUUUAAGUAACAACAUAAAUGAAGAAAAUAUUGCAAAUAUAAAUAGAGAUUUAAAUAGUAGUAAUAAUAAUAAUAGUAAUAUUAAUAAUGUAGAUAACAAUAUCAAUUAUAUGAUUGAAAGAAAUAUAGAUUAUGAUUCUAUAUAUAAUAAAAAUUUAUUUGAAAAUAAAUAUGUAAAUAUCAAAAAUAAUAAUAAUAAUUUGGGUUUCUUUGAUCAAAAUAAAGUUGGAGUUCUGUCUAAAAGUAAUAUUAUUCUUACAAACAGUAAUGGUUAUUCAAAAGAAAAUGUAAUUUAUCCAAUUAAUACUACUUACAAAUAUAAUACUGUAAACAGUAAAGAAAAUUAUAUUACAACAAGUAAUUUUAAUGAUAAUUUUAAUGUAAGUAAUUUAAAUAAUAUUAAAAAUUUGAAUACUAUGAAUAUUCUAAAUAAUGUUAGUAAUUUAAAUAAUAUAAACAAUGUAAACAACUUAAGUAGUAUAAAUAAUGCAAAUAAUAUUAAUAAUUUAAAUAGAGUAAAUAAUAUGAACACUUUGAAUAAUAUGAAUACCUUAAAAAAUAUAAAUAAUUUUAAUAAUGCUAAUAACAUAAGCAACAUAAGUAAUGCAAAUAAUGUGAAUAAUUUUAUAAAUAAAGAUAAAAUUUUAGAAAAUGAAGUUUUCAAAAGCAUAAAUUUAGUAAAUAAUUCAGUUAAAAAUGUUAAUGUGAUGGAUAAUAGCUCUUUGUAUAAGAAUACUGUUUCUAUGAAUCUAGUAAAAAAUAAUAAUAUAGUGAAUUCUAUGACUUAUAAUCAAAGUAAAUUAUUAAUUAACAAACAAAAUAUUCCUUCAAAUAGAUGUAUGAAUAAUAAUAUAAGAAACUUAAAUAAUAAUACGAUUGAUUAUAAAUCUAUUGUUAACAAUGUUGUAAACACAAAUAAUUUUGAAUAUGCACAAAUUAAUGAAAAUAAAAAUUACUUCAUGCUCUCACAUAAUAAUAAUAGUAAUAAUAAUAGUAAUAACAAUAAUAAUAAUAGUAAUAAUAAUAGUAAUAACAAUAAUAAUAAUAAUUUAUCAUAUAGAAAAAAUAUUCUAUGUGAUAAUAAAACAAAUGAUAAAACGAAUUUAUUUUUAUCUUACAAUAAAUUAUCAAAUGUAUCAAAUGGAUAUAAUGUAGAAAUUUCUGAAAAAAAAUUGAUUAACUUAGAUAAUUAUAAUAUGAAUAAUAUUAUGAAAAGUGAACAUAGUCCUAAUAAUGUAAUAAGUAAAAGCAUUAUUGAUAUAAAUGAUAAUAAAAAUAUGACAAUAGGUAAACUUAUGAAUAGCUCUAAUAAUGAUAUUGGUGAAAGGAGGCAUCUUGAUAAUUCUGAUAUUAAUUUAUUAAAUAUGAAAAGUUGCGUAUAUACUAAUAUUUUAGAAUCAAAAAAUAAUUCAAUAAUCAAUGAAAAUAAUAAUAAUAAAAAUAAUAUGAAUCCUGAGAUAGCAAACAGCAAAAUAAAUAACUAUAUUAAUGAUAAUAUUAGCAAUCUUAUUUUAAAUAAAAAUAUAAAUAACUUUAUUAAUAAUGGUAGACAGGCUAUUCAAAAUAAUGUAAAUCCCUAUUUAUCUAAUGUUAAUAAUAUAAAUGUUCAUAAUAUAAAUUUUAAAAAAAAUGAAAAUAUAUAUAAUCAUAAAAAUAUACCAAUAGAAAAUAAAAUAAAUAAUAAUAAUGAUUCAAUCAACAGAUAUUGUAAAGAAAGCUCUAAUGAUAUAGAAAAAAUAAAUGAUCAUUUUAUUUUAGCGAAUAAUAAAAAUAUAAAUAUUAUAAAUAAAAUUAAAAAUCAAAAAGGUACUUAUAUUUGUAAUUAUGCAAAAAAUUGUAUUUCACUUAAUAGUGUAGCUAGUCAAAAAAUAAAUGAUGUAAAUGUAAAUAAAAUUUCGGAAGCACGUAUUAUUUACAAUAAUAAUAAUAAAAGUAAAAAUACUUGUUUAAAUAACAAAAAUGAUUUCAAUAAAAAUACGUUAGAUAAAAAUUACGAAAUUAAUAAAAAUGGAAAUAGUAAUGAAAAUAUAAAUUAUUUAUCAAAUUUUAGAAAUAUUGUUAAUAAUAAUGCCAGUAGUAAUAAUAAUAUACAGAACAGUUUUAAAGAGAAUUUUUAUAAUAAUUUAAAUAUUUUAACAAGUAACAAAAAUAUAUCCAAUAUAGAUUUUAAUGAUAAUAUAAUUUAUAAAAAUAAUAAUGGUAAAAUCAAUAGUAGUAGUAGUAAUCACAAAAUUAAUAUAACACAAGCUUUAUUAAGUAACAGAGGUACACGUUUAUAUAGAAACUCAGUAAUAAAUGAACAUAGAAAUAUAUUAGAUCAAAGUAAUAAAGAAAGAAAAUAUGAUGAACUUAAUGAUGAAGUAAAUGAAAGUGAAAUAAAUGGAAAUGAUAAUAUGCAAGAAAAAAAAUUUCUUCAUAAUGAUACUCAAAUAAAAAGAGAAAAAAAAAAUAUAGAAAAUAUGAAUAAUUCUUAUUAUUUUAAUAGUAAUAUAGUACAGAAACAUUAUGAAUAUAACAAUUUAAUUAAUAAUAAUAAAAUUAACGAUAUAAUGCAUUUAAAAAAUUCAUUAAAUUAUAAUAAUGGUAUUAUAAACCAUGAUAAAAAGAUAAAUCAAGAUGAUUUUAUACAAACUACACUAAACAAUAUUUUAACUAAUGAUAUAAAAAAUAAAAAUUAUGAUGAAUUAAUGUGUAAUAAAAAUUUCAUUUCAAAUAACCAAAUGUAUAGCAUAAAUUCGAAAAUUCAAAAUAAUAUACCUAAUAAUAUUCCUAAUACUAAUUUGAUCUCAAAAUACAACAAAGAUUUAUUGACAAAUAAUGAAAGAAGUAAUAUAAGACUAAUGGCUGGAAAUACUGACCUAAAUAAUAUAAACAACAAUAUUUCCAAUUUUAAUUCAAUAAGUAAUAAUAAUAUAUGUUAUAGAAACAUAGAAUGUUAUAACGGAGUCAAUGAAAAUAACAGUAAUGUUUCUUCUGAUAAGUCAUCAAAAAAUAAAAAUAUUAUGAAUAAUAUAAAGUUAGAUAAUACUAUUAAAAAUAGAAAUUCUCAGAAUAGUUAUGCUAACAUUGGUACAAUUAAUGAUAUAAACAAAGUUGUAUUUAAUAAUCAAAAUAAAGUAGAUGAGAAUUCACAGCACAUAUAUGAUGUUGAACAAGGGAAUAUAAAAUACAUUUCUAAUAGUAGUGAUCUAACAAAUAAAAAAAAAGAAAAUGAAAAUGUUUUUAGAAUUUCAAAAACUCAAUUACUUAGCUUAGAGAAUGACAUAAAAUACUUACAAUCUCUAUCAACAUAUAUUAAAUCGGAGGAUUUGUAUUUCGAAACAUAUGAAGAAACAGAUGUCUAUUAUGAUAAAAGCAAUAAUGAGUAUAUGCAUACGGUAAGCAGUUGUACACAAAUUAAUACAAAAGAUUAUGGGAUAAAUAAGUCAAUAAUAAAUAACAAAGAUUAUUUAAAUGGUAAAUUAAAAAAAGAAAAGAAAAAAACAAAGUAUUUUACAAAUAGAUUUAGUAGCAAAUUAAAAUACACAAUAAUUGAAGAAGGGUCAUUUGGUGUAGUAUAUAAGGGAUGGUACAAAGGAUUAAAUGUUGCUGUGAAAAUCCCAGUUGAUAAAAUGGCAAGGCAAGAUCCAUAUGGAUUAACUAAAAGAUCAAUUAAUGAAUGGAAAAUUUUAUCUAAAUGUGAUCAUCCAAAUAUUAUUAAAUUAUGCGGUGGAAUAGUACAUAGCUAUUUUGAUAUAUGGCUAGUAACAAAGUUAGUUAAUGGCUUAGAUUUACACACAAUAAAAAAUAAUAUGAGUAAAGAUGAGAAGGUUCUUGGUAUAGAUAUUUCUUUAAAAAUGUGUAGACAAUUAGCAGGGGUAAUUGAUUUUUUGCACACACCUAUAAAAAAUAAAAAAAAUGUAAUAAUACAUAGAGACAUAAAGCCAGAAAAUUUGAUUAUUGAUAAUGACUGGAACAUUCAUUUAUGUGAUUUUGGUGAUGCAGAAGAAUGUGAAGAUGGUAUUGUUACAAAUGUUUCUGGGGCUACUUGGAUAUAUGCUCCACCUGAAUUAUUAACAUGCCAUCCUUUAAAGCAAAGUAGUGAUUAUAAUUUUCUAGAUCAUACUAAACUUUCUUAUAAAUGGGAUAUUUGGUCCAUGGGUUGUGUUUUUCAGGAAAUGAUGAAUUUACCUUCCCCUUUUCAACAUUAUAUUAUAACAUUUGAAGAAUCUGAUCAAAUUUAUGAGAAACUAGUUGAUGUCUUCACAAAAAAACUACCACCAUGUAUUCAUUCAAAAAUUGAAAAUUCUCCUUUUGCUGAUAUUAUAAGAUUAUGCUUAAACUAUGAUCCAAAUUUAAGGCCUACUGCUUCUGAAAUUGUUCAGCUCUUAAAUCAACCAGAUGAAUAUUUACUUUUAAAGAGGAAAUAG
Plasmodium relictum is the source of this 7710-nucleotide messenger RNA. Its product is annotated as protein kinase, putative. The record is from RefSeq and is a predicted model, not a curated record. Gene Ontology annotation, molecular function: ATP binding; protein kinase activity. Bases 1 to 7710 code for a protein of 2569 amino acids. Lineage: Eukaryota; Apicomplexa; Aconoidasida; Haemosporida; Plasmodiidae. Gene Ontology annotation, biological process: protein phosphorylation. The transcript has a single exon.